GAUUUCUGGGCCUUCGGCGACAAUGGCGCUGCUGGAGGUGUGCGGAGCCCCCCGAGGGCUGCGGAAGGCUUGCGCUGUCCCCGCCUUGGGAAGCCAGCUGCGCUCGGACCCCGGACACUACAGUUUCUCCCUCCGAGCUCCGGAGCUCGCCGUCCCCCGGGGAAUGCAGCCCACUGAAUUCUUCCAGUCCCUUGGUGAGAAUGGAGAAAAGAACAUUCGGAAGGAGAUGGUCCAUGGCACCACCACACUGGCCUUCAAGUUCCAGCAUGGAGUGAUUGUGGCGGUGGAUUCUCGGGCUACUGCUGGGAAUUAUAUUAGCUCCUCAAGGGUUAACAAGGUGAUUGAGAUUAACCCUUCCCUGCUUGGCACCAUGUCUGGCUGUGCUGCAGACUGUCAGUACUGGGAGCGUCUGCUGGCCAAAGAGUGCAGGCUGUACUACCUGCGGAACGGGGAGCGUAUCUCAGUGUCAGCAGCCUCCAAACUGCUCUCCAACAUGGUGUACCAGUACCGGGGCAUGGACCUCUCCAUGGGCAGUAUGAUCUGUGGCUGGGAUAAGAAGGGUCCUGGACUCUACUAUGUGGAUCAAAAUGGGACUCGGCUCUCAGGAAAUAUGUUCUCCACUGGCAGUGGGAGCACUUAUGCCUAUGGGGUCAUGGAUAGUGGCUAUCAGCCCAGUCUCAGCCCUGAAGAGGCCUAUGAACUGGGCCGCAGGGCUAUUACUUAUGCCACCCACCGAGACAGCUAUUCUGGCGGUAUUAUCAACAUGUACCACAUGAAGGAAGAUGGUUGGGUGAAAGUGGAAAGUACAGAUGUCAAUGAACUACUGCACCAAUACCAAGAGGCCAAUCAGUAACAGGGGUGGCUGGGCAUGCCUUUUCUGGCAAAACCUGGUCAACUCAGGGGCUUGGGUUGGCUUAUACCCCAGAGCAAAGGGAAGCCUAACCUGAGCCCUGAGGGAAAGAACCAGGGGCCAGUGGGGGUAGGAUAGAGUUUACCUUCUUGUGUGUUCUCUUGUUUCAGGUAGUUCCCCCCUACCCCACCCUCUGGGUGCCCCACUAAGUAGAAUAAAGGAAAAUGGUUAUAAAU
Messenger RNA from Canis lupus familiaris (dog), 1086 nucleotides. It is a transcript of the gene PSMB8, whose product is annotated as proteasome 20S subunit beta 8. Lineage: Eukaryota; Metazoa; Chordata; Mammalia; Carnivora; Canidae. Gene Ontology annotation, molecular function: threonine-type endopeptidase activity. The record is from RefSeq and is marked provisional. Gene Ontology annotation, cellular component: proteasome core complex.